AUGCAUCAAGAAGAAGGAGGCGAAGUUGAAGUAUGUGAUAUCUCGAGAUUAAGCUGCCAAAAUUUUCACCAAGCCACUCAAGUUGGAAUCUUUCGUGAAGCUAAGAAGUAUGCUUGGAGUCACAAAUCAAGCUUAAGGGGGGAUGUUGAAAUAUUAAACUUGACUUUGAUAUAUGGGUUGACAUUGUCCAUAUUCCCUGGAUUCUUAUCAGAAGAUACCGGAAAACACAGUUUAGGCACAUGGUAUGCUCUUGUGUUAAUUACAAUGUACAAUGUGUGGGAUCUUAUCGGAAGAUACAUUCCACUUAUUAAAAUCCUGAAUUUGGAGUCGAGAAAAUUGAUCACUACCGCAUCCAUUUCUCGAUUUUUAUUUAUUCCAGCAUUUUAUUUCACGGCUAAGUAUGGUACUCAGGGUUGGAUGAUAACGUUGACAUCUUUUCUGGGAUUGUCAAAUGGUUACCUCACUGUUUGUGUUCUCACUUCUGCACCCAAAGGUUACAAGGGACCUGAACAAAAUGCCUUGGGAAAUAUCUUGGUAUUGUUUAUUCUUGGAGGUAUUUUUGUUGGGGUAACACUUGACUGGUUGUGGUUAAUAGGCAAAGGAUGGUAAGAUUUUGAUCAAGCUAAAUUAUGGAAAUCAGAGGCCUUACUCACAAACAAAAUGCAGAAUGGAUAGGUUUUGAUCAAUCACGAAACAAAAGAAAUUCAAGCUAAACCAUGUAUACAUUUAGUGCAUCAACAUAUUAAAGUCAUGUGAUAAAUUGCAGAAUGACAAGAAAACACAAACAAUUAUCCUUCCCCCAAAAACUUGGUAUAUGUAAAACAUCUCUCUCCCACUGAGUGCCUGGUAAAAUUGUGUAAUGUAAGUCUUAAAACGAGUGGUGUCAAUUCAUGAUAAAGCUCAAUGUUUGUUCAUAAAUUUGUGUAAUUAAUGUGUACAUUUGUAGUAUAUGUUAUGACUUGUAAAUGUGUACAUAAAUUUGUAUAUAUUUUGAUACAUUUAAGGCAAAAUUGGUUUGAAUUGGUAUA
Lathyrus oleraceus (garden pea) is the source of this 1028-nucleotide messenger RNA. Its product is annotated as equilibrative nucleotide transporter 3-like. The record is from RefSeq and is a predicted model, not a curated record. Gene Ontology annotation, molecular function: nucleoside transmembrane transporter activity. Lineage: Eukaryota; Viridiplantae; Streptophyta; Magnoliopsida; Fabales; Fabaceae. The coding region runs from base 1 to 609 and encodes 202 amino acids. Gene Ontology annotation, cellular component: plasma membrane. Gene Ontology annotation, biological process: nucleoside transmembrane transport. The transcript has 4 exons.